Rhagoletis pomonella (apple maggot) is the source of this 2588-nucleotide messenger RNA. Its product is annotated as frequenin-1-like. The record is from RefSeq and is a predicted model, not a curated record. Gene Ontology annotation, molecular function: calcium sensitive guanylate cyclase activator activity; calcium ion binding. NCBI's taxonomy places the organism in Eukaryota, Metazoa, Arthropoda, Insecta, Diptera, Tephritidae. The transcript has 8 exons. Bases 1088 to 1651 code for a protein of 187 amino acids.
CGCGUAGCGAAAACAACUCUGAAAAAACUUUGCGCGCGAAGUGCUGCUGUGUUGAGCAACUGUGCAGAGUGCAUGCGUGCGUGAAUUGUUGUUGCGUAAACAAUUUACUUUGUGCAUUUGUGUAAAUUUUUGAGCAACCAAGUGGGUUGUAAACCUAACAAAAAAUACAGUGUUUAGUAGAAGAGUAACCGAAACUGAGGAAUUUAGUAUGGAUUUUUUAAGCUAAGCUGGCUGGCGCUGCGUAGCCGCCAUGUUGUGGUUGUUGUUGUGUUUUAUUAAGGGGCCAUUGUGAAAUAAUUGAGUAAUUUGUUAGUCGAGCCCCUUUAGGUGGCAAGUGUAUGAAGGCAAAAAAUACUAUCACAUUCACACUGAGCUAGGCUGUGUGCAUCGCCGAUUAAUUGAGCCGCCUAUACUCCUUUACGUCACAAAUACAUUCUCGCUCCUUUUUUUGUGGUAUUUUUUUUUUGUGAAAGCACUGCAAUCAAUUGAAAGUGCUUAGUUGCUUGCCGUAAGAGCCCAAAAGUGAAUCAUUCGGCAAACAAAUACACUACGUAAUCGAUGUUUGUUUUUUGUGUUAUCUAAGUACAUACAUAUAUCAACUACUCGUAUUCCCACACCUGCACAGCCCAGUGAGGAUUGCGUGUGAAAUACUACCUACUUUUUAUCGCGUGUGCAUGUGUGUGAAUGCACGUUGGCAUUCGUAGUUGGUGGCAGUUGCAGCGAAGCAAAUGGAUUGAAAAUUGUUAUAUAAAAAGUUAUUACGCAUAAAAGUGUUGUGAAGAAGUGCAUUGAAUACGAAGCGGCGUAUAUAAAAAAAAAAGUACUCGACAGCAGCUUACAGCCGGCAACGAAUCGAAAUAAAAACCAUUGAACGCUUAAACGAAUGCAACUUUAAACAAUAAAUUAUCACCCGGCACUUUAAGCCAAAUUGCGGAUUGCAUAUACAAGCAGGCAGGAGAAGCUUGCUAGUAGUUACUGCUGAAACUUCAAGUGAAUUCAAAGUGCAUGUAAAUAUAACUCAACUAAAGCUAAAAAGCAGGAAAUCCAUAGAAAAUAACAACGAUAAGUGCAAGCGGACGGCAAGAAAAUGGGCAAGAAAAACUCCAAAUUGAAGCAAGACACCAUUGAUCGUCUGACCACAGCCACAUACUUCACAGAAAAAGAAAUUCGACAAUGGCACAAAGGUUUUCUCAAAGACUGUCCGAAUGGUCUACUGACGGAGCAAGGUUUUAUUAAAAUUUACAAACAAUUCUUCCCGCAAGGAGAUCCCAGUAAAUUUGCCUCGCUGGUGUUUCGUGUCUUCGAUGAAAAUGAGGAUGGCGCGAUUGAGUUUGAGGAGUUCAUUCGAGCGUUAUCGAUUACAUCGCGCGGCAACCUGGACGAAAAGCUGCAAUGGGCAUUCCGGUUGUACGAUGUGGAUAAUGAUGGCUACAUAACGAGGGAGGAAAUGUACAACAUAGUGGAUGCAAUAUACCAGAUGGUGGGCCAACAACCACAGACGGAGGAGGAGAAUACACCGCAAAAACGGGUCGAUAAAAUAUUCGAUCAAAUGGAUAAAAAUCACGAUGAUCGGUUGACGCUCGACGAAUUUCGUGAGGGUAGUAAAGCUGAUCCACGUAUAGUGCAGGCGUUAAGUUUAGGUGGUGAUUAACCAAAAGAGACUUAGUUUAAUUCUGUAACAGAUUAAACGAGAAAGCGCAAACAAAACAAAAGAAAGAAACUUAAGAAAAUAAACAAUAAAAAAUGAAGAAAUAAUCAUAAAAAAAAAAACUAAAUACAUAGUAAGAAAAAAAGAAGCAGCAGGAAAUCUAGGAGGGUGGUAAAUAUAAUUUCUUGCAAAAAAUAUUUAUGAAUUAUGAGAGAUGAGUCAUAAUCAAAAGGAAGAAGCACACAUUAAUUUACACAAACACAAAUGAAUAGCGUAGACCUGAGUUAUGUCAAUGGCAGUCAGCUGGUACUUGCAUAUAUUCAAAUGUACAUACACACAUACUUGCAUACAAAAAAAAAACAGCCAUUAGUUUACUUAGCAUGGAGUUAGACUAUGAAAAACCACAACAACAUACAAACGAAAAAGUUUCAAGUAAUAAGGCAAGCGGUAGAAAAGCUUCGAAAACCCAACAAAAAAAAAUGUAUUUCAAGAAUGCAAAAAUAAACGAAAUAGCAAAUUAUAUUCAAAGCCAACGUAGGUGAAACGGGUUAAGUGUAGAUUACCCAGCCAAGUUGCAACACCAAAACACUGUUGUUGUACCGCUAACGUACACACACACACACACGCAUACGCAAACAUAGUUUUAGUGAAUUCAACGAAAUAGAAAUCAAAAUCUGCCUGAAACUGGCAGUCUUAUACACAAAAGCAGCCAACAAGAUUUAGAGAAAAACUGAAAUAAAAGUAAGCAACCAAAAAAGCCAACUUCUAGGCAGCAGAUUUGUAGGAAGUAAAAAAAAAGUUUUCGCGGAAGUAAUAUUGGAAUUCAUAGAGGAAAUUAAAAUUGACUUUAACCACUGUAGCUAAAGGUCGAAUACAAAGGUGCGUUUUGAACAAUUGCAAAAACAAAAUAAAAAAAAUAAAAUAAGAUAAAAGGAAAAAA